CUGAAGCUCUUAGGGUUAAAAAUCUGUAGGUGCCGCCGGCCGCUGUGAUUCUCUCAGUCACCAUCGUCUCCCUCUCCCAUUCUCUCAAAUCGUUUCCCUCUCUCAGUAGACAAAAGCUUAGAUAAAUUCUUCAACUCUCAUUUCAGGUUUUCAAUUACUAUCAAAAGGUUAAAUUUAUAUACUGAAUCUUUGUAGUUUCAAAUUAAAUAAUUAUAAUUUUGUUAAAUUUGGAACAAUCGAAUCGAGGUGUUAACGGCGGCCAACUCUUUCUAAACCAUUCAUCAACCUUAAACCCUAGAGGAGAACGACGACAGCCAUGAAAUGGAUUCUUUUGAGAAACCUUCCUCUCAGAGCUCGGAAUCAUCUUCUUCUUCGUUCUCCCAUUUACACAUCCAAUGCCCAUCCUUCAUUCUUCCUCUCACCCCCGGCCAUCUCUCGCUUCAGGCUCUUCUCUUCUGAUAACGAUUCCCCGUCAAAGGAAGAUUCCCCGCCAAAGGAAGAUUCUCAAACAGUUCCCCAAGCGAAUUUGGUGUCCACUCAGAAGAAAGAAGCUUGUUUGGACGUCCAAGAUGUAAGCAAUAAAGAAUUGAAAAUGCGGAUAAAGGAGUACUUCAAAGGUAACGAAGAAGCACUUCCAUCAAUUCUUGAAGCUAUUCUUCAGAGGAAAUUGGCUAGAAAGCAUGAGGAUACGGAUGAUGAACUUGUUGAAGAACUAAGAAUGAAACCGUUGGAAGAUGUCAAGGACAGAGAAUUUGAAUCUGAUUUUGAAGAACUGCAUGAUACGGAUGAAGAGAUUGACGACCUUUAUUAUGCUAAAAAUUUAGUUAUGGAAAGAAUGGCAAAGGAUCCAUACUUCAACAUGGAUGACAAAAAAUGGGAGGAUAUUGUUCAGGAUGCCGUAAAUCAUGGGAUCCUGAGUGACACCAAGGCGUGUGAAGCGAUCUUGGAGGAUAUGCUCAGUUGGGACAAGCUUCUUCCAGAUGAUUUAAAGAAAAAAGUAGAAGCAAGGUUCAAUGAGCUGGGGGAUUUGUGUGAAAAGGGGGAGCUUGAACCUGAGGAAGCUUACAAUCAGUUUAAAAAAUUUGAAGAUGAGGUGGUCAUGGAAUAUGGAAAGAUGAUGGAGGCAGAAGCUCCAACGUUCGAUGAAACUGAUGUGCAAGACAAUAAAAAGGACUUGGAUGACCCACCAGGUGAAGGGCCAAUUCUUAGAUGGCAAACAAGGGUUGUGUUUGCACCAGGUGGGGAUGCAUGGCAUCCCAGAAACCGAAAAGUGAAACUAUCUGUUACUGUGAAGGAGCUUGGUUUAUCAAAGUUCCAGUUUCGUCGACUGAGGGAGUUGGUUGGUAAGCGCUACCAUCCUGGGAAAGAUGAGCUUACGAUUACUAGUGAGAGGUUCGAACAUAGAGAGGAAAAUAGGAAGGAUUGCCUUAGGACUCUUCUCUCUCUCAUUGAGGAAGCUGGAAAAGCCAACCAACUUGUAGAGGAUGCUCGAACUUUGUAUGUGAAGGAGAGGUUGCGAGCAAAUCCCCAGUUUAUGGAGAGGCUGCGCGCCAAGAAAAUGAGCUCGCAAGUAUCAAGCCCUCAACCUGCUUGAUUCUUUGAUUUUUGAUGCUGUUGAAAAACAACCAAGUUGUACUCGGUCUAAUGAUUGGUAAUGUUUACAAUAUUUUCUUACCAAGUUAGUUGCCUCUUUUUGAGGCAAUGAAUGAGAAAAAGGAACGCGUAAGUUAAAGAUAGUGAAAUUUGUAGAAAACCAUAAGGUCAUAUUGUCACCAAAAUUUCCCCCUCUGAAUUGACUUGUUACUUCCUCUUGUGUGUAGUUGGAUUUCCUUUGUUUUCUUUUUUUUGGUAAAGCUUUAUUUUGGGAUAGACAUCUUGUGUUAAAAUUUGUUUAGCUUUACAAGGUGGCAAAGGGGGGGAGGUGUGUAGCUCUAAUAGUUGACUUUUGUAAGUCGUUAAAUGAAAGCUAUUUAUAAAUCCCAUAAUUGA
Cucumis sativus (cucumber) is the source of this 1989-nucleotide messenger RNA. RefSeq lists its product as uncharacterized. Bases 317 to 1594 code for a protein of 425 amino acids. Lineage: Eukaryota; Viridiplantae; Streptophyta; Magnoliopsida; Cucurbitales; Cucurbitaceae. The transcript is spliced from 4 exons. Gene Ontology annotation, cellular component: mitochondrial small ribosomal subunit. The record is from RefSeq and is a predicted model, not a curated record. Gene Ontology annotation, biological process: mitochondrial translation. Gene Ontology annotation, molecular function: structural constituent of ribosome.